Messenger RNA from Clunio marinus, 1044 nucleotides. The record is from the annotation of a GenBank genome assembly. Lineage: Eukaryota; Metazoa; Arthropoda; Insecta; Diptera; Chironomidae.
AUGCAAUUAGUCAAUCAAAUUAUAAGCGUGUUUCAAAACAAUCAAAAUAUAAAUUAUAAGCGAUUUAACUGUGUUAUGAGUGAAUAUUGUGUUAUGAAUCAAAAAAUAUCUGUUAGAGAAGUUUCUCAUCAAAAUGAGGUGAUAUUGAUUUUUGAUAAAAGAUAUUCUUUAGGUUUUUUCACUCAUCCUGAUAAUAAUCCAUGCUCUGAUUGUACUUGUGGAGAAUCAGAUAACGGUCCAGAACCUAAAUGCACGUAUGAAGAUUGUCAACCCAUACCAUUUGGAUGCGUUUCUCAAGUUCCUCCUGGUCAAUGUUGUGCUGAAAUUUUAUAUUGUGGUUGUCCUGGUAUUGGGGAGAGAUUCUAUAGAAUUGGGGAAGAAGUUCCUGAUUUAUUUCACAUUGAAGAUCCAUGUUUUAUUUGUACUUGUGUAGCACGGGACGCUGUCGAUUGUAACUUUAUGUUUUGUGAUGCUCCACCAACAGGAUGUGUCACUCAAAAUAAUCCCGAUCAAUGUUGCCCUGAAAUUUUACAUUGUGGUUGUGAGGCUGACGGCAAAAUUUAUAAAAUUGGUGAUGAAAUUCCUGAUAAUGAUCCAUGCAGCACUUGUACUUGUGAAGCAUCCGACAAUGGAGCAGAACCUGUUUGCUGGGCGGUUGAAUGUCCUGCAUAUCCAGAAAAUUGUGUCACUCAAAAUGUUCCUGGUCAAUGUUGUCCUGAAAUUUUACACUGUGGUUGUGAGGUUGAUGGCACAAUCUAUAAAUAUGAUGAAAUUAUUCCUCAUGAUUAUGCCUUCCGACUAUCCGGAUUUAUCCGGAUAAAUCGGGAUAUUUUGUAUGAACGGAUGGAAAUAUCCGGAUAUUUCGGAAGGCCUACUCAUGAUGAUCCAUGCAUUUGUUGUUACUGUGAUUAUGGAGAAGUUUCUUGUCAGAAAGGUUGCCCAUACCCGCCGCCAGGGUGUGAAAAUGCGCAACCUUCUCCUGGUUUUUGUUGUCCUGAUUAUAAAGCACUCGGUUGUGAAACUAGUGGCAGUAGUGGUUCAUAA